This is a messenger RNA of Malania oleifera, 1080 nucleotides long. RefSeq names its product triphosphate tunnel metalloenzyme 3-like. The coding region runs from base 223 to 825 and encodes 200 amino acids. The transcript is spliced from 2 exons. The record is from RefSeq and is a predicted model, not a curated record. NCBI's taxonomy places the organism in Eukaryota, Viridiplantae, Streptophyta, Magnoliopsida, Santalales, Ximeniaceae.
GUGCUGUCUGAACAAACCAAUGACCAUAACGACAACGACCGCAGUGUUCAAAAAACAUUCUCAUUCCAUUUGUCAAAACCGUGCCUCCACCGCUCAAAAUACUGCAACCUGAUUAUUAUUAUUUUUUAAAAAUAAUAAUAAUCUCGCGGACCAGGCUGCAUCAAUCUCUUGUAAUUUUCUUGCGAUUUCUGAGAGCAGAUACAAUAUUCUAGCUGUCCAUCCAUGGAAGUGGAGGUCAAGCUUCGUCUCCCAGACUCCUCCUCCCACCAAAAGCUCUCCAACCUCCUCUCCCCCUUCCACACCAAAACCUUCUUCCAAGAAAACAUCUUCUUCGACUCCGCCAACUCCGACCUCUCCUCCAACCUCGCUGCCCUCCGCCUCCGCUUCUACGACCUCGAUUCCUACUGCGUCCUCUCCCUCAAGGCCAAACCCUUCAUCUCCGACGGCAUCGCCCGCAUCCAAGAGCACGAAGAACCAAUCGACCCCCUCAUCGGCCGCGCCUGCGUCGCCGACCCGUCGCGGUUCGCGUCCGUGGAAUCGAAGAUUUUGAAGAGAGUGCGGGAGGAGUACGGCAUUGAAGGGGACGGGCUUAUGUGUUUGGGCGGGUUUAGGAACGUGAGGGCAGUGUACCAGUGGAACGGAUUGAAAUUGGAGCUCGAUGAGACGAAAUUUGAUUUCGGGAUUUGUUACGAGAUUGAAUGCGAGAGCGCAGACCCGGAAAAUGCCAAGAAAUCGCUGGAAGGAUUGUUGAGGGAAAAUGGGAUAAGGUAUUCGUACUCGGAGGUUUCCAAGUUCGCGGUGUUUCGAUCAGGGAAGCUGCCAUAGGAAGCCAAUAGCGGCUGGAGCACAUUAUCAACACGAUCAAGUCUCUAAUAGUAUAGUAAAUUUCAUUGGUAUUAUUUUAAGGUAAGAAUCUUAUUUCAUUUAACAUUUGUUAUCUUUAUAACUUUAGUUUUUCGUCAAACUAUAUUUAUAUGUUAACUAUAUCUCUUAUCUUGGGUACGUGUCCUUAAAUAUUUUUAUGUUGGGACAUAUGUGAGAAUAACAUUUCCAUUUAAUAUUUACCUAACUUUGAAUUUU